Molecule: messenger RNA, 345 nt
Organism: Staurois parvus
Lineage: Eukaryota; Metazoa; Chordata; Amphibia; Anura; Ranidae
Source: the annotation of a GenBank genome assembly
AUGGGUCCUGUACGGCCUCCCAUUGCUGCUGUCUCCAUCGCCACAUCUCUGCCAUGUGCCACUUUCAGGUCUCCUCACACUGCUGGUGAGUGUUCCAUUUUUGUCAUAGGGUGCUGUUAUGGCCUCCCAUUGCUGUAAUUGCCUGCAGUAAUCCGCCACACUGUGGCUCCACACUCUGGUUUUGGCCCCGUGACUGCCCAAAUGAGUGAAGUGCACAGUGUGCGGUGAUUCUAAGAUCGACGGCAUUAUCAUUGCAUGUCAUACUGACUGUCAGUAUUAUUUUCUUUUCCCCAGCAGACUCCAAGGGCAUUUAAAUUAAAGGUACAGUGUUCUGCACUAAUAUAA